AUGGCUGCGCCCAUUGACAAAGUCACGCUAGCUGCAAUUCUUGUUAUUCUCUGAUAUACUGUAGCCCCAGGAAAGUUUCGUCUGAGUUCCAGUGGUCAUACAAACAUUAUUUAGAUUUUUCAGAAAUGAAACAAAAGAAUUUUAAAAAGAGAGAACCAUCUCACUUCAGAAAAAUAAAAUUAGAAGUUGAAGAAUGGAAUAAAAAACAGGGUAUAGAGACAUCUAUAGAAAGUUCUGUGAAGUCUAGACCACAGAUAUCGAGAAAACAGAGACGAAAAAAUGCAAGAAAAUUGAAGAAAACCAAGAAGCAUGAAUAUUUCAGUGGGAAAAAGGGUAUUCUACAAAACCUAGAUUCUACGAAAGGUACAGGAAAAGAUGAGAGUGUUACAAUGCCUGUAAAAUCAACAAUAGAAGGGAAGAAAUCCAUUAUGCCAAAGACUGGUAAAAAACACAAAAAGAAGAAGAAAAAAAAGAAG
Messenger RNA from Saccoglossus kowalevskii, 476 nucleotides. RefSeq names its product nucleolar MIF4G domain-containing protein 1-like. Gene Ontology annotation, molecular function: RNA binding; protein binding. The record is from RefSeq and is a predicted model, not a curated record. Gene Ontology annotation, biological process: ribosomal small subunit biogenesis. NCBI's taxonomy places the organism in Eukaryota, Metazoa, Hemichordata, Enteropneusta, Harrimaniidae. Gene Ontology annotation, cellular component: nucleolus.